This is a messenger RNA of Caenorhabditis angaria, 641 nucleotides long. Lineage: Eukaryota; Metazoa; Nematoda; Chromadorea; Rhabditida; Rhabditidae. The record is from the annotation of a GenBank genome assembly.
AUGUUCAACAAGACCAUAUUUUUGCUAUUUCUAUUGAUUAUUUCGUUUGACUUUACCGAUUCUCGCAAAUAUACAUUGACUCGUCCUGAUUAUAUGAAAGACUCAUGUGGGAUCUUCGGAAAACUUAAGGCCAGAUUGUGCACUCCAAAUAUCAUUGAAAAUAUGUGGUUGAAUUUCAAAUAUCUUUUUGCUACCGAAGCAGCCAAAGAUUUGAAAUUUGAAGAUUUGAAAACUGUUUGUCAAGAAAAUAUUGAUUGCAUGAAUCGAACCGACUGCUAUAAAGAAUUUCAUCUUUAUGAUACUUUGGAUGACUGUGUCAAUUCAAGAUUUUUCACUGGACCAUACGCGAGUUGUAAAACUGAAGUAAGUCAUACUGAUUUAAUUGAAAUAAUCUCUCAUAUUAUUUUCAGUUGUAUCGCAAAAACAAAAAAGAACCACAAAAUGUUCCAAAAUGCUUGGCAACAUAUUUGGAUAGCAUGAAUGCGACAGAUUGUGAAACAUUGAAAUCGAACGCAGCUUGUGUUUUGCCAGAGAUCAAGAAGUAUUGCGAUCCAAGAAUUUUGAAAUUAUUCGAACAAAAUCAUGACUACAGAAUGUACAAUAGACGGUGUGAUGGGAGAUUGAAGGUCAAAGAUGAAUAA